Molecule: messenger RNA, 1283 nt
Organism: Rhagoletis pomonella (apple maggot)
Lineage: Eukaryota; Metazoa; Arthropoda; Insecta; Diptera; Tephritidae
Exons: 3
Coding region: 195-1283 (362 amino acids)
Molecular function (GO): catalytic activity
Source: RefSeq, a predicted model, not a curated record
AGACACUCCUGGCACGGAAAAGAGGGUACCUUCCAGCCCAGAGAAAUCAAAGGCCCCUUUCGCCCAAAAUCCCUUCCGUCCUCCGCUAAAUGCGAAUCGGAGACAAGGUCGAGGGGAGAUUUCAAUGGAGGAGAAGACCCUGAUGGCCACCAAUAGGGGGAAAAAGAUGGCCAAGCGGGCUUCAAGGCCGAAAAAUGGCAAACCCCCCAAGCGAUAGGCCUAGGCACAUCAAGUGCCUGCAAGUGAACCUCCAUCAUGCAAAGGCGGCCUCUGACGUCUUAUGCAGGAGGUUCAAAACAGAACUCUUGGAUGUCGCAUUCAUCCAAGAACCGUGGGUUUUCGCCGGGGCUAUUAAAGGCCUAAACGACUGUGAUGAGUUGACACAACAGGACUUAGCUGCUGUAUGGACUAAAGUGCCCACUCAAAUGGGAGAACAAGAGGUCGUUCUCGCUUCAGCUUACCUCCCAGGCGACAGCUGUGAGAUGCCCACAAGGGAAGUAAUAGCCCUAGAGGAGUACUGCAGAAGGAGAAAGCUGAAACUAGUAAUGAGCUGUGACGCCAAUGCCCAUCACUGUGUUUGGGGUAGCUCGGACACCAAUUCUAGAGGUGAGUCAUUUCUUGAAUUUAUCACUAAGAACAAUUUAUUUAUUCUUAACCGGGGUAAUGAGCCGACCUUUGUCAAUGCUAUAAGAGGGGAGGUUCUAGACUUGACAAUUUCCUCAACUAGCUUGUCGACCUUUAUCUCAAACUGGCAUGUCUCAAAUGAGGUAUCUAUGUCGGACCACCGGCAUAUUCGAUUCGAUAUAGAAGCCCAAAGAGUAACAAACCAUGUUUACAGAAAUCCCAGAAAAACAAACUGGGAACUCUUUCGCCUCCACAUAGAGCGGGAAGUGAAUGGUUCUACGGCACCAAUUUCAUCCGUCUAUGAACUUGAGGACGAGGCGAGAAAGUUCCAAGAUGUUCUUAAACAAGGUUUUGAAGAGAGCUGCCCACUGAGAACCAAGAAGUCUCAAAGGGAUGUCCCUUGGUGGAGCGAUUCUCUCGGAAAACUAAGGAAAAGAGCCAGGAAACUUUUCAAUAGGGCAAAGUCAACAGGUGACUGGACCGCCUACAAGUCAGCCCUAACCGCUUACAACUGUGAGCUCAGAAGGUCUAAAAGGGCUACGUGGCGUGAGAACUGCGGAAGUUGGAUUCGGUGUUUGCGCGCAACCAGUCAGAAUCCAACCGAAUAUGGUCUCUUGGGCAAGAAACGUAUUAAGAGCAUUCUUCUGUAUGCCGCUUAA